AAACACCACCGCGUCCUCACCUGGAGGUUUCCUUUUGCAAAAGAGUCGGGUGAGGGCUGGAAAGCAAUUAAGAAGAGUGUGGAAAGUGCGAGUGCGGACGCUCCGGACGCGAGGGGCGGGGCGUGCGCGGGACAAAGGAAAACGAGGCCGGAGCUACGGGCGCUUUUUCUGCCCGCGGAAAGACCAUCUUAUGCCCCACCUCCCACCCCAGCUCCUGCAACACAAAUGCCCAGCACACCAGGGUUUGUGGGAUACAAUCCAUACAGUCAUCUCGCCUACAACAACUACAGGCUGGGAGGGAACCCGGGCACCAACAGCCGGGUCACGGCCUCCUCUGGUAUUACGAUUCCAAAACCCCCAAAGCCACCAGAUAAGCCGCUGAUGCCCUACAUGAGGUACAGCAGAAAGGUCUGGGACCAAGUAAAAGCUUCCAACCCCGACCUAAAGUUGUGGGAGAUUGGCAAGAUUAUUGGUGGCAUGUGGCGAGAUCUCACUGAUGAAGAAAAACAAGAAUAUUUAAACGAAUACGAAGCAGAAAAGAUAGAGUACAAUGAAUCUAUGAAGGCCUAUCAUAAUUCCCCCGCAUACCUUGCUUAUAUAAAUGCAAAAAGUCGUGCAGAAGCUGCUUUAGAGGAAGAAAGUCGACAGAGACAGUCUCGCAUGGAGAAAGGAGAACCUUACAUGAGCAUUCAGCCUGCUGAAGAUCCAGAUGAUUAUGAUGAUGGCUUUUCAAUGAAGCAUACAGCCACCGCCCGUUUCCAGAGAAACCACCGCCUCAUCAGUGAAAUCCUUAGUGAGAGUGUGGUGCCAGACGUUCGGUCAGUUGUCACAACAGCUAGAAUGCAGGUCCUCAAACGACAGGUCCAGUCCUUAAUGGUUCAUCAGCGAAAACUAGAAGCUGAACUUCUUCAAAUAGAGGAGAGACACCAGGAAAAGAAGAGGAAAUUCCUGGAAAGCACAGAUUCAUUUAACAAUGAACUUAAAAGGUUGUGCGGUUUGAAAGUGGAAGUGGAUAUGGAAAAAAUUGCCGCUGAAAUUGCACAGGCAGAGGAACAGGCUCGCAAAAGGCAGGAGGAAAGAGAAAAAGAGGCAGCGGAGCAAGCUGAACGCAGUCAGAGCAGCAUGGUUCCUGAGGAAGAGCAAGCUGCCAGUAAGACCGAGGACAAGAAGGAUGACGAGAGUGUCCCAAUGGAGACAGAGGAGACACACCUUGAAGAAGCGACGGAGAGCCAACAGAAUGGUGAAGAAGGCACAUCUACUCCUGAGGACAAGGAGAGCGGGCAAGAGGGGGUGGACAGUAUGGCUGAGGAAGGGACCAGUGAUAGUAACACUGGCUCAGAGAGCAACAGUGCAACCGUGGAGGAACCACCAGCAGACCCCACACCGGAAGACGAGAAGAAAGAAUAAAUGUUGCCUUGUUUUAUGUGUUCUAAAUACUUUUUUAAAUGAAAAAAAGAUGUUUUUUGAGUUUUAA
This is a messenger RNA of Panthera uncia (snow leopard), 1474 nucleotides long. It is a transcript of the gene SMARCE1, whose product is annotated as SWI/SNF related, matrix associated, actin dependent regulator of chromatin, subfamily e, member 1. The coding region runs from base 226 to 1407 and encodes 393 amino acids. The transcript has 10 exons. The record is from RefSeq and is a predicted model, not a curated record. Gene Ontology annotation, cellular component: SWI/SNF complex. Gene Ontology annotation, molecular function: nuclear receptor binding; nucleosomal DNA binding. Gene Ontology annotation, biological process: negative regulation of DNA-templated transcription. Lineage: Eukaryota; Metazoa; Chordata; Mammalia; Carnivora; Felidae.